CUCGUGUUUAGAAAAGCUCAAUAAAUGCAAUUUGUUUGUUUGUUUAUUUAUAUAUUUUUGCUUGUCAUUACUUUUCAGUCGCUCAAACGAAACGCGUGGUGUGAACUGGUCGAAGUAUGGCGGCAGGACGAGGAGAGUUCUUUCGGAGUUUGAUGGCGGCUCUGGAGCGAAUUCCUUCCCAGCCGUGUCCAGGGAGGCUCCGUGAGUGUGGUGACCUUGAAAAACUAACGGGACAACGUGGAGCAGUGAUGAAAACGAGGAGAGAGCAGUUGAAGAAGUCACGUGGACCUCUCGUCAAGAUUCAAGGAUCAAAAACCGAGGGCUGUGGAAAGAUCCAUAUCGAAAGUUUGCCAACAGAGGCCUUAUUGAAGAUUGUGUCCUACCUGGAUGCUUCCUCCUUGUUCUGCGUCAGCAUGGUCAACAAGCUCUUCUACCGACUUGCAACAGAUAACCUCAUCUGGAAAAAGAUAUAUAUGGCUGAAUUUGGGUUUCAAACUUGGACUCCAAAGUUGGGGAAUGAAACAGUGGAGGUGAGGGAGGAGCCAGAAGUGAUGCCUGAUGGCCACUGGAAGAAGAUCUACUUCAGAGGGAUAACAGGUCAAGGACUGAUACAAUGGAGAAGAGAGCUAAAGGACAUCUGCCCACAUUUGGGCCUACCAGUUCAAACCAAAAGAGUUCUGAGAACUCUAGUGAACUGGGAGUUGAGCGUGAGUGAUUGCUUUGGGCAGACGAUGACAGUGGAGCUGAGCCAAACCUUCCUCCUCAGUUCCUCGAUGACCAUUUGCUGGAACGACUGUGAUUUUCUCAAAUAUCACAACAUCAGAAACAUCCAGCUCUACGGCGUGAAGAAACCUCCAGUAAUGGGCUGUCAAGUCAUGAAGUCCAAGUGGCGUUCUCUGAUCACGGCCCAGGAUGUGACGUCUCAUCCGCGUCAUAUAUUAGGGAAAGACAGAUUCGUCAAACUGAUAUUUCUGGCCCCAGCUUUUAUUGUUGGGGUCUGGAGGGGUCAUGACGUUGUUGCUUUCAUCAUGGUUGCUCUGCACUUUCACAGGCUGGUAGAGAGGAGUUUGCUGGGAUCUCCAGUCUGCGCGUAUGUGGAGCUGCCUAGCGAAGCUUAUGUGGGCAUGUCUGACCCUAACUUUGGUCUACAUGGCUACACUCUUCACUUUGCUCUCCACAACACAGUCACAGAAGUCAUGUUCGCCCAGUUCAACCAGCUUUCCUGUCGCAAAUAUCAGAUCCGGAGAGGACUGGUAGAAUUGAUGGCCAUUAGUGAGCGCAAACCCUCCCAGCAGAGGCCACUGUCUGGAGACUUACGGUUGUGCUGGAGAACCAAGACACUGGAGGGAUCAGUGAAGAAGUGCUGCUGGAUGACCCUAACCCUGCUGGAUGAGUUCCAGAAACCAGUCUGGUGCGUGAGCGCCCCCAGUGGCAUCAGAAUGGUGCAUCAAAAUUCAUCCUUGGUUGGCUGUGACGAAAACUUCCUGAUGGACUACAGGGACAGGGAGGGUGCAGUUAAGAUGAAGCUUAUUUGGCUGAAGCAGCAACAGCAGUUUUUUGUUGUCAGUCUGGCUGUCUACGUUGCAGUCUUCAAGGUCAACCGGCACUUCGGUACCCAGUACUGAAACCUGUUUGAAGGUCUUUCUUUUUGUUUAGUCGAAUUAUGCUGUUCAGUUCAGUCUUUUUUUUUGUAUUGAGAGACUGAGUUGUAAAGUUUACGCAGGCCCAUUGAAAUAAAUGCAGACAUGGUGCUGAAUGUAUUAAAGAACUUCCUUCUUUGGUAUCUUGUGACCUGAGGACAAAUAAAACAGUUUCAGUUGUGAUACUAAAACCAUGCUGGUGUUAAUGAUACCUGAUGUUCUCUAUUGCAUUGUUAUUGAAUUUGAUUUUUUAUGCAUCUAUUGACUGUUACAACUUCAAAGCCUUUUCAUUUUGUGUGAAAAUAAAAAUAUG
Synchiropus splendidus (mandarinfish) is the source of this 1953-nucleotide messenger RNA. Its product is annotated as F-box only protein 15-like. The record is from RefSeq and is a predicted model, not a curated record. NCBI's taxonomy places the organism in Eukaryota, Metazoa, Chordata, Actinopteri, Syngnathiformes, Callionymidae. Gene Ontology annotation, molecular function: protein binding. The transcript has 11 exons. The coding region runs from base 117 to 1625 and encodes 502 amino acids.